ACACCAUUUUUUUCUCCCUAUGGAUCAUAUUUAAUGAUGUUUAUGAUCAAAGUCAGAAACACUCAUUUCUCCAUCCUUGUUUAAGUUUCUUAAAGCGAUUUUUCACUAUAAAUUAACGAAAAAUUUAUAUACACGUAAUUAUAUAAUUGAAAGAGAAAAACAAAGGUUUGACAGAGUCUCUUCUAGCCGCCUAAUUAUUCCACAUGGGAUUUUUCUUCUUUAUUUCACAAUUGUUGGAUUUUUAUACAUAUAUGAAACUGCAUAUACAUAAUACAUUAUAUAUAUUGAUAUACGAAUAGAAGUUUUUCACAUCAUAAUCUAAUUAAAGGAGUUUCAUUGAUUGCAAUCUGAGAUUUUCUUUGCAACUAGAAGUAGAUUUUUAAAGGGGUCAUGGGAACUAACUCAUCAAAAAAUUCAAGUGAUCAGAGAAAAUUUUCUGAUGAUUUUUACAGGUCGUGGGAUAAUUAUGGCUAUCCUCAGUCACCUUUGCCUCAACAAAGCCCCUACUUAACUCCUCAACAUCACUAUGCACCUUCUUCAUCAUCAUCUUAUGGCCAUAGAUCACCAAAAAGAAACUUGGAUAGAAAAUACUCAAGGAUUUCUGAUGAUUACCAUUCCUUAGAUGAGGUUACCUCUGCUCUUGCACAUGCUGGGCUUGAAUCUUCUAAUCUAAUUGUUGGAAUUGAUUUCACAAAGAGCAAUGAAUGGACAGGUUCAAGGUCAUUCAACCACAAAAGCUUACACCACAUAGGAAAUGAUCUAAAUCCAUAUGAACAAGCAAUAUCAAUCAUUGGAAAUACUUUAUCAGCUUUUGAUGAAGAUAACUUAAUUCCAUGUUAUGGAUUUGGAGAUGCAUCAACACAUGACAAAGAUGUUUUCAACUUCUAUCCAAAUCAAAGGUAUUGUAAUGGAUUCGAGGAAGUACUAACUCGAUAUAGAGAGAUUGUUCCCCACCUUCGCCUGGCAGGACCUACAUCUUUUGCGCCUGUGAUUGAGAUGGCCAUGACUAUAGUCGAGCAAAGUCGUGGCCAGUAUCAUGUUCUAUUGAUCAUUGCUGAUGGACAGGUAACAAGAAGUGUGGAUACAAGAAAUGGGAAACUUAGCUCACAAGAACAGAAGACAAUUGAUGCAAUUGUAAGGGCAAGUGAUUAUCCAUUGUCAAUAAUCUUAGUUGGGGUUGGAGAUGGGCCUUGGGAUAUGAUGAGGGACUUCGAUGAUAACAUUCCUUCACGAGCAUUUGACAAUUUUCAGUUUGUGAACUUCACUGAGAUUAUGUCAAAGAAUGUAAAUCCAAUGAGAAAGCAAACAGACUUUGCUCUAUCAGCUUUGAUGGAAAUACCAUCUCAAUACAAAGCAACGUUGGAGCUCGGCAUACUAGGUCGACAAAGUAGAAAUGCUCCUCAUAGAGAACCUCUUCCUCCACCAUUCAUUGCUGAUGUACCUUCUAGAAGCAGCAUACAACUUAACAGUUCAAGCAGUUUUCAAAGUACUUCUACUUAUGAUAAUAGGGUCUGCCCCAUUUGUCUAACUAACACAAAAAACUUGGCCUUUGGUUGUGGGCAUCAGACUUGUUUUGACUGUGGAGAAGUGCUCCAAACAUGCCCCAUUUGCCGGAGCUCAAUCAAAACUAGAAUAAGGCUCUACUAGUCAGUCAACAUGAUAGUUCUCAUGUUAUCAUGACACUUGAAAAGGUUGUUAAUCAUAGGAAAGACAUUAAAACCUUUGCACACCAAUAAUGUGACAAUUUUUAUCAAAAGUGGACUAUUCAAGGAUGUGCAGGACUUGUUUGUGGCUUAUGGCUGGUAUGCUGAAAGCCAAUGUUGAUGUGGUGGGAGGUAAUGUAGGGAUGGGUCUAGUGGUUCCUAACUCUGAUGACCAAGUCCUACUCUAUGCAGUUUGGCACUUGAAAGCUAUUUUUCCUCCUCUCUUGGAUGAAGCCCAUGCUGUCUUGUAUGGUCUUCGUCAGUGCCCCGCCAAUGUUAGUUCACUAAUCUUGUGAUGGAAGCUGAUUGUCAAGUCCUCAUCCUUAAGCUUUUGCAUAAAUCUUUCUGAGAUUCUUAUUUGAGUAAUAUCCUUCAAGAGAUUUUAGACAUAUGUAAUGCUUUUGAUAAUGUUUCCUUUGUGUAAGUUUCCAGUGUUGUAAUGUAAAUGGGCUGCUCAUGCCUUAGCUAAGCAUGACCUUUUUGCCCUUCUUGUUGUGACAAAUUUUAUUUGGUAGCCUAGUUUCAUACCUGAUUGAGGCCGAGUCAUCUUUUAACCAUGGCCUUCCUUUUUAAAGAAAAGACAUUUUGUAAAUAAGUCUUGAUUAUGUAUAGUAUACCAUAUAGUAUAUAUAUACUAUAAAA
Molecule: messenger RNA, 2345 nt
Organism: Cannabis sativa
Lineage: Eukaryota; Viridiplantae; Streptophyta; Magnoliopsida; Rosales; Cannabaceae
Product: E3 ubiquitin-protein ligase RGLG5
Exons: 11
Coding region: 391-1647 (418 amino acids)
Source: RefSeq, a predicted model, not a curated record